Messenger RNA from Dufourea novaeangliae, 2279 nucleotides. It is a transcript of the gene HBS1, whose product is annotated as HBS1-like protein. The coding region runs from base 89 to 2182 and encodes 697 amino acids. NCBI's taxonomy places the organism in Eukaryota, Metazoa, Arthropoda, Insecta, Hymenoptera, Halictidae. Gene Ontology annotation, biological process: translation. Gene Ontology annotation, molecular function: GTP binding; GTPase activity. The transcript has 9 exons. The record is from RefSeq and is a predicted model, not a curated record.
UGGGACAUCGUAAACAAUAAAUUGUACGAAAUAACGUAUACUGUCAUAUUAUUGUUCUUUCAUUCUCGAUCUUGCACAAGUUUGAGAAAUGUCCCGUCAUCGAGACGUACGGUGUAUGAAUUACUCGGAAGAGUAUGAAGGUUAUGAUGAUGUCUAUGGACAUUCUAUGGAGGAUGACUACUGUGUAUCUCCUAGUGCCGAACAAUUUUUAUUUGAUCGGAGUAAACAACAGAAUAUUGCAUCAUUUAUCACGGAACCAGAUAUAGUAGAAGACAAUGAGGAUGAUGAAGAACCAACUACACCUUCUAAUGGAGAAGAUGAAGUGCUUACAGAUUUAGAAAAAGCAAAGCUCAUGUCUUGCAUGGAAACUGUCAAAAAUAUUAUAGGGGACACAAUACCUGAUUCUGAGAUAAAGAAAAAAAUUGUUCAAUCAAAUUUUGAUGCAGAGGCAGCACUGGAUUUAGUUUUAAAAGAAUCUUCUCCAAAAAAUGUUGUUCAACCAGAUACAAUUAAUAAGGAUAACAUGGAACAUUACCCAGGUAAAAAAUUACCGUCCAAACCCACAUUUCAAGCAACAACACCUUCAAACGUGAAAAUUAUUCCUGUCGGAAAACGAUCGGUAGUGAAGGGCUUUGAUUUAAGUGGAACAGAGAAUGCAGAACAACUGAAUACUCGUAUUGAAAGUCCUCGUUCUCAGAGCCCAUUUGCUAGUUAUAACAGUCCAGAAACGAAAAGAAAGGAACAUGUACCAAGGGAGAAGAAAAUAAUUUCUUCAAAUACAAACAGUCCGCGAAGUCAAUCUCCAGUGAUAGGACAUGUAGGUUCUGACUUGGAUUUUAAAGUAAAAACCAAUGAAGAAAAAGUUGAUGCUUUAAAGGUAUAUAAAAGUAAAAGAGGAGAUAGCAAAGAACAGUUACAUCUGGUAGUGGUCGGACAUGUAGAUGCAGGUAAAAGUACAUUAUUGGGACGACUUCUGUGCGACUUGGGACAAGUACCGCAAAGAUUGAUUCACAAGUAUCAGCAAGAAAGCAAGAAGAUAGGAAAACAAUCAUUUGCUUAUGCAUGGAUUCUUGAUGAAACAGGAGAAGAACGAGAACGAGGUAUAACAAUGGACAUUGGUCACUCAAAAUUUGAAACAGAAACAAAAUCCAUUACUUUAUUAGAUGCACCUGGACAUAAGGAUUUUAUACCAAAUAUGAUUACUGGUGCUACUCAAGCAGACGUGGCUUUAUUGGUGGUGGAUGCUACAAGAGGAGAAUUUGAAACUGGUUUCGAUAGUGGAGGACAAACCAGAGAACAUGCAUUACUGUUACGUUCAUUAGGUAUAUCACAACUAGCAGUGGUAGUAAAUAAGUUAGAUACAGUAGACUGGUCGAAAGAUAGGUUUAAUGAAAUAGUCGACAAAAUCAAUGUAUUUUUAAAGCAGGCUGGAUUCAAGGAUAAUGUUGCCUUUGUUCCUUGCAGCGGUCUAUCUGGUGAAAAUAUUGUAACAAAAUCUAAAGAAGCUUUAUUUAACUGGUACACAGGGCCUACACUAGUCAGUGUUAUUGAUAAUUUCAAGUGUCCCGAACGCCCUAUAAACAAGCCGUUUCGGUUUUCGGUUAAUGAUAUAUUUAAGGGUACAGGAUCUGGAUUCUGCGUUUCUGGUCAUGUAGAAACAGGCAUGAUAUCUUUAGGCGAUAAAGUUUUAGUAUUACCAGGGAACGAAGUCGCACUGGUUAAAGGUUUACAAGUAGAUGAGGUACCUAUGACGAAUGUAUUUGCUGGAGAUCAAGUUGCUUUAACCUUAUCGGGAAUCGAACAACAAAAUGUUGGAAUUGGAGAUAUUAUUUGUAAUGCACAGAACCCAGUUCCUGUAACUACCUGUUUUCAAGCGCAUGUAGUUGUAUUUGCAGUUAAAAUCCCAAUAGUCAAAGGUCUUCCAGUCGUUAUGCAUCAACAGUCUCUAGUGCAGCCAGCUGUGAUUACAAAAUUAGUAGCCCAACUGCAUAGAGCUACUGGUGAAAUAACAAAAAAGAAACCACGUUGCUUACCAAAAAAUUCAAGCGCUAUUAUCGAGAUUACGACGCAAAAUCCGGUAUGUAUGGAAAUAUACAAAGACAUCAAGCAGCUAGGUAGAGUGAUGUUCCGAGUUGAAGGAACAACCAUUGCAGCUGGACUUGUUACCAAAAUUAAGCAGUAAUAAAAUAGUUUUGCAUCUUCAAACAUCUAGAACCAUACAUAUAUUGCAGUUAUUGUAAUCACAUAUUGUGGAAGUUAUGCAAAAUUUAAUGGAAUUA